AUCAUCAUAUAAUGAAAGAAGAAGUAAUGUUGUGUAUUUAGUACAGUACAGUGUCUGAUAUUUCUGUAGUUUCGUUUCAGGUUUGUUACUUGAAUACGUUUAAUUGGGUUGAGCGAGUCCUUAUGUGUUUCUACAAGGGGAAACUUUGAGGGAUGAUGACUUUAGUCAGUCACCGGCUUUUCUCCGUCUGGAAGCUGAAGCUGGGAAUGAUAAACAUUGGACACAUGACGAUACUUUCUCCACAGAGUCACUGGAGAUUAAUAGGAUGGCCGUUUGUUUUCGCUGCUGGUAAGAAAUACCAGAUUGACCUGCCAGUUUUAGACGAGGAAGACCUUGAGGAACAGUUUGUUCGGGGAUCUGGCCCUGGAGGACAAGCCACCAACAAAACCAGCAACUGCGUCGUGCUUAAACACAUCCCCACUGGUAUCGUCGUGAAGUGCCACCAGACCAGAUCUGUGGAUUUGAACAGAAAACGAGCACGAGAGAUUUUACGUGAGAAACUGGACGUCGCAUACAAGGGUGAGGAAAGUGAACUGCUGAAAAUAAAAAAGGAAUCCAUGCAAAGGAAACAGGACAAACGGAAGAGAGUAAAUGAAAACAUGGAGAAAAAAAGACGAUUUAAGGAGAUGCUCUGCUCAGACCAAGAAGAUGAGAAAUGCUGAGAUUCAUACAAGAAGAUGAGAAAUGCUGAGGUGCACAUGAUUUCAUCCCUUUUUUUCUUAUGAAUUAAACACAAUGGACAGAACCACUUCAACAGUUUAAUCUUUAAAUUAAGAAACAGGGGCUUUAAUAUUUUGUGUACAGUGGAAACUUUAAAGCUUGUGUGUGUAUUUUUGUCCCUGUUUUAUUGAACUGAAAUCUAAGGGUUUUGUUGUUGAGUAUGCAACGUUUGAAAGAUUAAACUGGUUAAUAAACAAGAAUCAAACAGCA
Messenger RNA from Pimephales promelas (fathead minnow), 930 nucleotides. It is a transcript of the gene mtrfr, whose product is annotated as mitochondrial translation release factor in rescue. Gene Ontology annotation, cellular component: mitochondrion. Gene Ontology annotation, biological process: translational termination. The record is from RefSeq and is a predicted model, not a curated record. Lineage: Eukaryota; Metazoa; Chordata; Actinopteri; Cypriniformes; Leuciscidae. Gene Ontology annotation, molecular function: translation release factor activity.